CCUUCUCUUUUCACCGCAGUCACCAGCGAAAGUCAUACAGUGGCCCAUCGCCGCUGCCAGCAUUAAAUACUAACAAAGCUGCAGGGAACAGCCAAUCUGGAGCCUAUAUCUUAUCCAUGUUAUUUGUCGUCAAAAGAUGCAAAGAAAUCGAGUUUCCAAUUAUCAAAAACAAUCCUCCCCAGCGAUGUCUCCUUCCCUCAUCCAUUCCGCAGGCGCCGCCGUAAGUUGUCUUCCUCCAGACGACGAGGACGACAACGAUAUAUGUCCGGUGUGCGAUGGAGAUUGCACCUGCGACAACAAACCGCGCCCCCCGCCUGCGCCGAUCGCAGGCAAUGGACUUGCGCGUCCUGUUGCAACCUCAUCCGUUUCGAGCACCUCAACCGCUCACGUUCCCGUAAUGCCGUCACUAAAAAUCAAAUUCACCGUUCCUGCGAGUAUGCAGAACAGAGCACGCAUACUAGCAUCGCAAAGCAAGAAAUCUCGCGCAGAUGGCGCGUCAUCCAGCAACAUCACGGGAUCGGGAGCCGCGUCUACCUCCGGACAGGCUCAAUAUCCCGCUUCGUCAAGCACCGCUGGCCAUGGUCACUAUAUAUCCCAAGAUUCAACGAACCAGAAACACAAAGGCCGUCCAUCGAUUGGUAUCGUCGAUGUACGAGGCCCAUCCAGGACUGCGGCAGCAGACCGGCAAAUUCGCGGCAACGAGGCUAACACGUUGCCACAAUCACAUCUCCCAUCUCCUCGUGCACACAAACAAGGUGCAUUAAAAGGCCCACGCUCCGAUAUCAGGAGUGCUAACCAGCCGAGGUCAAAUUUAAAGUCCUCGAGGCCUCCCCAAAAGUCCAAAGCCCAAGGCACAAGCCCCAAAAAGGUCUCGGGUUCGAAGAAGAAGAAGAAGCAGGCUCUUCUAAGUGAUGGGUCCACUUCUGAUCAUGCCGAUCAAAGUACUGAUGAUCUGAACGACGACAACGAUACUGAGUCUGGACAAUUUCCUACUUUUGUUGCUGCUUCAGAUUUGUCACCGUCAUCGGCAUCAGAUUCCUCAGACUCGUGCAGCGAGUCCUCAAGUUUCGACUCUGAUUCCUCUUUGGAAGCAGAGGAGGAGAGCUAUAUUCUUGCGGAACAGAGACGUCAUGACAAAGCGCGCGUUCGUCGCGAGCUUUUAGGCGACGACUCUCAUCGACGCAAGGAUGCGCAUAAUAAUAAUUGGGUCAUUCGCCCGCGCAAAAAAAGUGUUGGUCUCAGCGAUGUCGACAUGGAUGGCGAGAGUGACGAUCUUACGGAGGAUGAAGAUGAAGAAGAGGAAGAAGAAGAUAAAUGUGACGAGGAAGAAGACGAAGAGACGGAUGGUCAGGCCCCGAGCGUCAUUUACACUGGCCUUGCGACUGGCUGGUCUGACGAUGAGGAGUCGAGCUUCGACGCCGACAUUUUCUUCGCUAAUCUUUCCGAUACCAACACCGAUGACAGCUCGUCAGAAGAUGAGCCUGCCGAUCCUCAGGCUGACGACGUCAUGGCAAGCAGCAUUAGCAGCCUGCAGCGUAGCACGAACCUUGAGAUGACGGAGGGAUGGGAUGGCCAGAUCGUCUUCACGAAUGGCUGUGACGAUGGUCAAGGCGUUCUGGAUCUUGCCUUUGAGGCCACCGCAGCGCAAUUGUUGGCUUCGGAUACCGCAUCCAUCAGCCAGGACAGUGAUGUGGAAAUGGGGGCAGAAAUGGGAAUCGGCGGUGAGGAUGACGACGACGACGAGGUCGACUCUGUGAUUGGUACCAGUGAUGGUGAGACCACGGAAGAGGAACUCGUUGACGCCAGUGGUUUGCCGACGUCGCGCGCCAUGAGGCUCUUCCGUUGGCCGACGACCGUGUCUUCCAUCAAUCCAAUGUCUACUGUCAGUCCCACAGUCUCACCCGCCCCUCACAACCGCCGAUCAACCACUUCACGCCAUCGUGACUCCCCUCGACCUGCCGACAUUCUCGCCAUGAAGAUCUUCUGUGACGAUUCGGACCAUUCUCAAGCAGACAGCGGCGAAGGCAGUGCACCUAGUCCCAUCCGGAGAAUAACUCGAGGCGGUGUUCCCAUCAUGGGACACUUUGAGCAUGCCGGCGAUGACACGCAGAAGACCGCAAUUCUCACUGGGUCUAACAAAGAUGUUCCGUCUCCUUUCCCCCGCCUUGCCCAUAGACACAGACGCAUUGACUCUAGCAGUGGUGGGAGCUUCAGUAGUAUGAUGGACAUCCGCGGUCGUACAUCCCGACUCACCAUUUUCACCCCGUCUUCUGUCUUACCCCCUCCUUCGUCAUCGGACGAACCCUCAUUACAAACUACCCCCGAACCCUCACUCGCGGAGCCUAUUGAACUCGACGAUGUCCUUGAUUCUUCCUAUCUCGACUCUGAACCGGAGAUGUCACUAGGGACCGGUACAGGCAGCGAAGGCGAACUCCAUCGUCAUCUACAAAGCCUCAGUCGCUGGGAUCGAGUUCCCGUCGGCACUUUCCGUUUCACUCGCGAGUCGGCGGCAUCUUCCAGUGAAAUUCCCUCGUCCCCUGGCUGGGCAUCCGAACCCCCAAAGACCGCAUCAUCUGACGUUCUGUCAUACAGUAACGUCAUGAAAAGUAGUCCUCUCAGUACUAUGCUCUGGCACGAUAAGGAACCGCCUGCAAAGGCGACUCCCCGAAAAAACCGAUCAGUCGUCAUAUCUCCUGUCCUUCUCCCCGUCCGCGAUGGCGACCGCACCCCUACCCACGUGCCACAUAAUCACGAUCAACCUCCCCGUAAUGAUCAACAGCCUCCUCACAAAACUCGCAAAGAGUCUCGCCGCGAGAUGAAGAUGUUGAAACGCAAGACUCAUGGGCCUAUCCACCAUCAUCAUUAUCACCAUCAGUAUCAUCAUCACAAUCACCACCCUAACAUGAAGUCGCGAAGCACCGGAUCCGUGCAGCGCACCAAUUUUUUUAGUUCCCCUACUUCCAUCCCACCUCUGAACAUAUGAACUGUAACUUCAAAACGCUGGUAACUUCAAUCUUUCGAUCGCCGACCUAUGGUCUGCUUGUUGUAAUCUUUGUGCCACCACCUUGUUCUGAUCACCCCAUUUGUUGUGUAUCUUUCACUCACGCAUCAUCUAUAUCGCCCCCGUUGCCUUGCUGUUGUACUACGUAUCGGGCAUUGAUUCGUAUAUCCCAUGCAUU
This is a messenger RNA of Suillus paluster, 3179 nucleotides long. RefSeq lists its product as uncharacterized. The transcript is spliced from 3 exons. The coding region runs from base 137 to 2983 and encodes 948 amino acids. The record is from RefSeq and is a predicted model, not a curated record. NCBI's taxonomy places the organism in Eukaryota, Fungi, Basidiomycota, Agaricomycetes, Boletales, Suillaceae.